Molecule: messenger RNA, 1775 nt
Organism: Phialemonium atrogriseum
Lineage: Eukaryota; Fungi; Ascomycota; Sordariomycetes; Cephalothecales; Cephalothecaceae
Product: serine hydroxymethyltransferase
Exons: 6
Coding region: 149-1699 (516 amino acids)
Biological process (GO): folic acid metabolic process; L-serine catabolic process; tetrahydrofolate interconversion
Cellular component (GO): cytoplasm
Molecular function (GO): cobalt ion binding; pyridoxal phosphate binding; serine binding
Source: RefSeq, a predicted model, not a curated record
CGGAUGACAUCGGCUCACUUUGGAAAUGACCGAACCCGCACUUCUCACCCGGCCAGUCCCUUUGCCAAAUCACUUCACCGUUGUGCCCCGACUGGAGGCUUGCAGAAUGGGAUUGUAGGUUGGCAAUUGGAGUGCAAAGCUGCAAAUCAUGUCGAUUCCCAUCUUCCGAGGCACGACUCGUGCCCUUCGGACAGCACCGAAAUGUUUCGCGAGGAAUGGCCUGAGGAGGUCGGUUUCGUCGAUCUCGCCCGAGGGCCAGCAGAGAUUGCUUGCUGCCCAUCUACAGGAGGCUGAUCCAACGAUGUUUGAGAUAAUUGAGAAGGAGAAAGUGAGACAGAAACAGUUCAUCAACCUCAUCCCUUCUGAGAACUUCACCUCCCAAGCGGUGCUCGAUGCCUUGGGAAGCCCAAUGCAAAACAAAUACUCGGAGGGCUAUCCUGGAGCGAGAUACUACGGCGGGAAUGAGUUCAUUGAUGCUUCGGAGAGGCUCUGCCAGCGGAGGGCAUUGGAGACGUUUGGUCUCGACGAGAAGCAAUGGGGCGUAAACGUUCAAGCUCUCUCCGGGGCCCCGGCCAACUUCUACGUUUACUCGGCCCUAAUGGAACCCCAUGACCGUCUGAUGGGCCUAGAUCUUCCUCACGGUGGGCACCUGUCCCACGGCUACCAGACUCCCACCAAGAAGAUAUCGUACGUCUCCAAAUACUUUGAGACGCUCCCGUACCGCCUCGACGAAUCGACGGGGUAUAUCGACUACGAGAAGAUGGAGGAGCUGGCGAUGCUGUAUCGGCCCAAGAUCAUCAUCGCGGGGACGAGCGCUUACAGCCGCUUCAUCGACUAUGCCCGCAUGCGGGCCAUCUGUGACAAGGCGAACGCCUACCUCAUGGCCGACAUGGCGCACAUCUCGGGCAUGGUGGCCGCGCAGGUGAUGCCGGGCCCGUUCCCCUACGCCGACAUCGUCACGACCACGUCGCACAAGUCGCUCCGCGGGCCUCGCGGCGCCCUCAUCUUCUUCCGGCGGGGCGUCCGGCGCACCAACCCCAAGACGAAGCAGGACGAGCUGUACAACCUCGAGGGCCCCAUCAACGCGUCCGUGUUCCCGGGCCACCAGGGCGGGCCGCACAACCACACCAUCGCGGCGCUGGCCGUGGCGCUCAAGCAGGCCCAGGCGCCCGAGUUCCGCGCCUACCAGGAGCGCGUGCUCGCCAACGCGCGGGCGCUGGCGCGGCGGCUGGGCGAGCCCAAGGGCAAGGGCGGGCUGGGCUACUCGCUCGUGUCGGGCGGCACGGACAACCACCUCGUGCUGGCGGACCUCAAGCCGCAGGGCAUCGACGGCGGGCGGGUGGAGCGGGUGCUCGAGCUCGUCGGCGUGGCGGCCAACAAGAACACGGUCCCCGGCGACCGGUCGGCCCUGACGCCCGGCGGCUUGCGCAUGGGCACCCCGGCCAUGACGACGCGGGGGUUCGGCGAGGACGACUUUGGCCGCGUCGCCGACAUCGUCGACCGCGCCGUCGCCAUCGCGGUGCGCGCCGACAAGGCCGCGAGGAAGGCCGCCGAGGAGAAGGGCGAGAAGUCCCCCGGCAGGCUGAAGCACUUCCUCGACCACCUCGGCGACGGCGAGACGGACCCCGAGAUCGUCCAGCUGCGGAGCGAGGUUUCGGAUUGGGUUAGCACUUAUCCGCUGCCGUGGGAUACGAAAUAGUCGGGUCGGGGUCUUGGAGUGGAGAUGUUGGGAAAUGAACAGGAUGGGUAUAUGGUAAGCGUUGCUUGAGGUUGGG